AUGCGUAAACUUCAUGUUUUGCCACGACUGUCGUUCAAUCGUUUGCCAUCCGGGGAAAAGGAAGCUGAUAGGGUGUUCCUGAGCACAGUAGCUACGGUGUUCCUGAGCACAGUAGCUACGGUGUUCCUGAGCACAGUAGCUACGGUGUUCCUGAGCACAGUAGCUACGGUGUUCCUGAACACAGUAGCUACGGUGUUCCUGAGCACAGUAGCUACGGUGUUCCUGAGCACAGUAGCUACGGUGUUCCUGAGCACAGUAGCUACGGUGUUCCUGAACACAGUAGCUACGGUGUUCCUGAGCACAGUAGCUACGGUGUUCCUGAGCACAGUAGCUACGGUGUUCCUGAGCACAGUAGCUACGGUGUUCCUGAACACAGUAGCUACGGUGUUCCUGAACACAGUAGCUACGGUGUUCCUGAGCACAGUAGCUACGGUGUUCCUGAGCACAGUAGCUACGGUGUUCCUGAACACAGUAGCUACGGUGUUCCUGAGCACAGUAGCUACGGUGUUCCUGAGCACAGUAGCUACGGUGUUCCUGAGCACAGUAGCUACGGUGUUCCUGAGCACAGUAGCUACGGUGUUCCUGAGCACAGUAGCUACGGUGUUCCUGAGCACAGUAGCUACGGUGUUCCAGAGCACAGUAGCUACGGUGUUCCUGAGCACAGUAGCUACGGUGUUCCUGAGCACAGUAGCUACGGUGUUCCUGAGCACAGUAGCUACGGUGUUCCAGAGCACAGUAGCUACGGUGUUCCUGAGCACAGUAGCUACGGUGUUCCAGAGCACAGUAGCUACGGUGUUCCAGGCAACAUCACGCCCUGUCACCUACUGCUGGAAUGCUCGCUGGGUCCUCCACACCGAGGCUCCCUUCUUACUCCCAAUUCCUCUUCAAGAAAACGGAGAAAAAUGUGGACCUUUCCAGGACGUCUUCCAG
Procambarus clarkii (red swamp crayfish) is the source of this 930-nucleotide messenger RNA. Lineage: Eukaryota; Metazoa; Arthropoda; Malacostraca; Decapoda; Cambaridae. The record is from RefSeq and is a predicted model, not a curated record.